AUGAACUUAUUUCCUUCUCUAUCUCCCGCCCCAGAGCCUUCUUCUGAAGAUACACUCGCGAGACAAUCGGAUGUGACAGUAUCUACAAAUGCUACCCUGUAUGCGGAGUAUAAAGGCUUUUUUGUAUACGUGCUAACUUCAAUUACUCUAACAAUUUGGGCCAGUUGGUCAUUAAUCCCAGAUUCAACAUUGAACUAUUUGUCUAUAUAUUAUUACCCUGACAAGUAUUGGUCGCUUGCUAUACCAGCAUAUUUCCUAAUGGGAAUGCUUUUUACUUACAUCGCCCAUGUUCUUUAUAACACUGAAAUAGAGACUAUACCUUUGGAUGAUAUUCGAAACUUCGUAGAUGAGAACGCAGUCUCUGCAGGUUGUGAAUCAAUUCCUUUCCCAAAUUCUUCAGAAUUAAUUUCCCCUCCAAUGACUUCCUCCAAAUCUGCUGAACCCUGGGUUUGGAGGUACGGCAGUGGAGUGCGAGACUUGCCAAUCAGCAUAACAAACGAAGUACUCUACGGUAAUGAGUGA
This is a messenger RNA of Dujonia railenensis, 522 nucleotides long. Lineage: Eukaryota; Fungi; Ascomycota; Pichiomycetes; Serinales; Debaryomycetaceae. The record is from the annotation of a GenBank genome assembly.